AUGUGCAGUGACUGGGACGGAAGUGAAAGGAAUCUGAAAGGCGCUGUCUGGAGACGAGCGCUGCCUGACUUUGAGGAGUACCGGCAAUACGAAAGCCCGUCCGUGAUUUCCCUGGGGGAGGAAGUUCUCCGAAGUUCGUUGAGCUGCAGAACCGGCGAAGGUGCUGGCGCGGCACAGAAGGGUCACCUGGCAGGUGGAGGCGGCAGAGAAGCAGAAAGCUCCAGCCUGGCCAAAGUAGGGGGCAGAGGGGUGGCGACGCGGGGGGCAGAUCCAAGAGCGACGUGGCCGCCGCUGAAGUGUCGACGGGUGGAGGCAGAGAAGUCGAGCAAGCAGGGAGCGACGAAGCAGUGGGUGUCCGAGGGCAACCGCCGGCCCCCCCGCCCGACUAGCAGCAGUACUGGCUACGUGCGAACUGGCGGGACGGCCCGCCGACCCCGCGCGGGGUCGCGGGGGUCUAAGUUGGCGCGGCAGAUCCGUCAGGAAGCCAAGAGCGACGUGGAGCAGUGGGUCUCCGAGGGCAACCGCCGGCCGCACCUGAGCGUGGUGCUCGUGGGAGACAACCCAGGGAGCCACUCCUACGUGCUGAACAAGACCAAGGCAGCCGCUGACGUGGGGAUCAGCAGUGAGACGAUCCUCAAGCCAGCCGAUAUCUCUGAGAAGCAGCUCCUGGAGCUGAUUGACAAGCUCAACAACGACAGCAACGUGGACGGACUGCUGGUGCAGCUCCCCCUGCCUGAGCACAUCGAUGAGCGGAAGGUCUGUAAUGCUGUGGUCCCUGGGAAGGAUGUGGACGGGUUCCACGUGGUCAACGUGGGCAAGAUGUGUCUGGACCAGCGCACCAUGCUGCCGGCCACACCCUCGGGCGUGUGGGAGAUCAUCAAGCGGACCGGCAUCCCCACGCUGGGGAAGAACGUUGUGGUCGCCGGCCGCUCGAAGAACGUUGGGAUGCCCAUCGCCAUGCUGCUGCACACUGACGGCAGGCACGAGAGACCCGGAGGUGACGCCACAGUCACCAUCUCGCACAGAUACACGCCAAAGGACCAGCUGAGGCAGCACACUCAAAUCGCUGACAUCGUUGUAGCCGCAGCCGGUAUUCCAAACCUGAUUACAGCUGACAUGAUUAAGGAAGGGGCCGCGGUGAUCGAUGUCGGGAUCAACAGGGUUCAGGAUCCGGUCACUGGGAAACCCAAACUGGUCGGGGACGUUGAUUUCGAAGGAGUGAAACGGAAAGCCAGUUUCAUCACUCCAGUCCCAGGAGGCGUGGGGCCCAUGACGGUGGCCAUGCUGAUGAAGAACACCAUCAUCGCAGCCAAGAAACUCCUGACAAAGCCAGCCGCCCUCGGCAUCACGGCUCCUUAACGAGAGAGACCCUGCACGCCGAGAGAGAGCGCGAGAGGACAGAGAUCAUAUCGGAGUUUAAAGCCUCACAUUCCCGGACCACCAAAACACUCCCACAUAGACCGAAUUUAAUUAUAAUUUAUUAAUUCGAAUAUUUUUAUUGUGUGGUUUUUUUUUUAUUUUGAUCGUGUUUAUGUACGGGGAAAGGAAUGCGAAAGUCUUAAGUGUAACGUCGGCUUUAAUGGUGCAGUUCCGUUCCACCUUAAAACAGAGCGCGCCGGUCACUUUGUGCAGAUGCCUGCCACUCUUUCUUUAAAGCAACUGGGCUUUUCUUAAGGUGGAAAUGUCCCCCCUCUCGCCCGUAUAUACAAAACCAAUUCCAGGCAUUAACUGUGUUUACUGGGGGGAAAAUGCCCCCAAUAUAUCGACAGUGGAGGAAUGUUGUUCGAUAGGGGUUGCUCAGCAGUAAGAGUUGAGGACUAGGAGCCAGAUAGUCAUAAAGCAAACAAGGAUCACUUUAUAGCUUACUUGUCUUGCCCCCUGCACCCAUCCUAUGUGUUUUUGUAAUAUCUCUACUGUGACCUGAGGGUUUGUUUUUAUGUAUUUAUUUUUUUGUAUACCUUAACCUGUAAUAACUCUCCCUACUCUGCUACCAGGAAUAUUCACAAGUAUUUAUUUUAGAAGAUUAUCUUGCGAGAAGUUCAUAUUUCCUCCCUCCAGCCACAUUGCAUGCACAAGUCGUGGGGCGGUCGCUCGUUUAGGGUUGAAUUACAUAAGAAGAGAUCACGCCUGGUCUGACUCAUACUGGGGCUAGGGACCCACCAGAGCUUAAAAAGGGGGUCAGACUGAAGAACAAAGUUUGUUUGGGUUUGAGUGCUUGCUGUCAAGGUGUAACUAAGAGCUACUAAAAGACCUUUUAUGAAGUUCAUUUUAGUAUUUCUAAAUUCGGCCCCACUGGUCAGUUUUAAUAGCCCCAGGCGGUUUUUUUUUACCUGCUCUGGGACUAAAAACUUCACAACGAAAGUGUGUUUAUGUUUUUUUUUUUUUCUGACUUGCUUCAAUGCAACAUGAAAUCUGGAACCCAAAUAAACAGUAACUUAAUGACA
This is a messenger RNA of Polyodon spathula (Mississippi paddlefish), 2444 nucleotides long. Its product is annotated as bifunctional methylenetetrahydrofolate dehydrogenase/cyclohydrolase, mitochondrial-like. Gene Ontology annotation, biological process: tetrahydrofolate interconversion. Bases 1 to 1359 code for a protein of 452 amino acids. The transcript has 11 exons. The record is from RefSeq and is a predicted model, not a curated record. Gene Ontology annotation, molecular function: methylenetetrahydrofolate dehydrogenase (NADP+) activity; methylenetetrahydrofolate dehydrogenase (NAD+) activity; methenyltetrahydrofolate cyclohydrolase activity. NCBI's taxonomy places the organism in Eukaryota, Metazoa, Chordata, Actinopteri, Acipenseriformes, Polyodontidae. Gene Ontology annotation, cellular component: mitochondrion.